Messenger RNA from Drosophila takahashii, 889 nucleotides. RefSeq names its product UFM1 specific peptidase 1 (gene Ufsp1). NCBI's taxonomy places the organism in Eukaryota, Metazoa, Arthropoda, Insecta, Diptera, Drosophilidae. The record is from RefSeq and is a predicted model, not a curated record.
CACUUUGUACCAUCUCUAGCCAGGGCCAAAAAAACAUUCCAAUUUCUCUGCUGCGAUUUCACUUUCACAAAACAAAUUAAGGCUGCGCCAGGUAAAUAAACAAUAAAGGAACAGGUGGAGAGCAGCUGGCGUGGGCUAUCCAAUUUCCCAGUUGCGAAAAAUCAAUGGAAAACUGUGCACCGGAUGUUGGCGAUAAUUCGUCGUUGGCGUCCUUGAAAAUUGCGCCCAAGGACUAUAAGUACCCGCUUUUGGAGGAUCCCCACAUCCCACUGGCCCCGCCCACCGAGGGCGGAGACACUUUGCUCAUCCGCGGCGGCUUCACCUACUUCCACUACGGCUGCGAUGGCCACCAGGAUGCAGGAUGGGGCUGUGGCUACCGCACCUUGCAAUCGGCACUUUCCUGGAUUCACCGAAGAUUAGGAAAAGAUGAGCAUGUGCCCUCCAUCCGGGAGAUCCAGCGAAUUCUAGUGACCCUCGGCGACAAGAAGGCGCAGUUCGAAGGAUCCCGCGAUUGGAUCGGCACCCUGGAGGAGUUCUACGUCAUCGAUGUGCUGCAUCAGCUGAACUGCAAGAUUCUGCACGCCAGGGAACUCGGUUCUCCGGAGAUUCUCGAACAGAUUCGCAGCUACUUUGAUAAGUUUCAAGGCUUCAUAGCCAUGGGAGGACUGAGCGAUGCCUCCUCCAAGGGAAUCAUAGGUUACCAUCGCAGUGCCGAGGAUCGCAUCUACUUACUGGUGGUGGAUCCCCAUUUCGUGGGCGUGCCCAGCUCCCCGCAGCAGUUAAUCCAAAGGGGAUACAUCAGUUGGCGGGCAGUCGAUGAAUUUCCCGCCAGCACGUACAACCUAUGCCUAAUUUUGCAGCAAUAAAACCUACUACCUACGUUCCCUUA